AUGAACGAAUCACGCCUCCUGAAGCCCAUCAAAAUUGGCACCAUGCAGCUCACACAGCGUAUAGGCAUGGCCCCUCUCACUCGCUUUCGCGCCGGCGACGACCGUGUACCCGAGCCCAUCAUGGCCGAGUACUACGCCCAGCGGUCCGCCGUCCCGGGCACCCUCAUCAUCAGCGAGGGAACACUCAUAGCGCCCUCCGCCUGCGGCGGCUUCGACAACGCGCCCGGUAUCUGGAGUCCAGAGCAGAUCGCCGGCUGGAGGGCCAUUACCGAUCGCGUACACGCCAAAGGCUGCUUCAUCUACUGCCAGCUCUUUGCCAUGGGUCGCGUGGCCACUGUCGACGGCGCCAGAAAGGACAAAGUCGACAUUGUGGGACCGAGCCCGAUUGCCAUGGACGACGAGGCGCCUGUUCCACGCGCCAUGGCGCUGCACGAAAUUCGGCAGACUAUUGGGGAUUUUGUAUCCGCUGCUAAAAAUGCCAUCGCGGCUGGCUUUGAUGGCGUCGAGUGCCACGGUGCAAACGGCUACUUGGCGGAUCAGUUUAUUCAAGAUGUGAGUAACCAGCGCGACGACAAAUACGGCGGCAGCGUUGAGAACAGAUCCCGCUUCAUUCUUGAAAUUGUCGACGCUGUUGCCAAAGCCAUCGGCCCCGAGCGAGUCGGCCUACGCCUCAGCCCGUGGAGUACGUUUCAAGGCAUGAAGAUGAGAGAUCCUGUCCCACAGUUUGCGGAUGUUAUAACAAAGGCAAACAAAUUGAAUCUGGCAUUCCUGCACUUGGUUGAGUCUCGCAUGGCUGGCGCUGCUGACUCCUCCGGCACAGAGCCGUUGGACUUUGCUUAUGAGUUUUGGGAUGGACCGCUUCUUGUUGCAGGUGGAUACAAGCUACCUGAUGCAGUCAGGCUUGUCGACGAGCAACAUGCGAAAAAGGACGUCGUUGUUAUGUUUGGAAGAUACUUCAUUGCCAAUCCUGAUCUUGUCUAUCGCAUCAAGCGAGGUCUUCAGCUCACUGAAUACAGGCGUGACACAUUCUACACCAACGAGUCUGCUGGCUACACUGACUAUCCUUUCAGUGCUGAGUACUUGUCUAGUCCAGCGGCUUAG
Molecule: messenger RNA, 1101 nt
Organism: Akanthomyces muscarius
Lineage: Eukaryota; Fungi; Ascomycota; Sordariomycetes; Hypocreales; Cordycipitaceae
Exons: 1
Coding region: 1-1101 (366 amino acids)
Molecular function (GO): NADPH dehydrogenase activity; FMN binding
Source: RefSeq, a predicted model, not a curated record